AAAAUUUUCUCUAGUGUGAUAAAAUAAUUCUUAUUAGUAACAUACCCAAAAACUACUACUAACAAAAUUAUAUAUAUAGGAGUGUGGGGUGUGCGCGUGAGAGAGAACAAAAGAGUGAACCUCAAAACAUGGGAAAAGUAAAAGGAAAAGAGGAUGAAAAAAUUAACACUUAUUCUUGUGCUUGUGCCAUUGUUGCUUCUAUGAUCUCCAUCAUCUUUGGUUAUGAAACGGGUGUAAUGAGUGGAGCGUUGAUCUUUAUUGAAGAAGACCUUAAAAUCAACGACGUACAAAUCCAAGUCCUUGCCGGAAUCAUCAACUUCUGCGCUCUUGUUGGCGCCCUGAGCGCCGGCAGAACUGCCGACUACAUAGGCCGCCGAUACACCAUUUGCUUAGCCUCCAUCAUCUUCCUUUUGGGCUCGUUACUAAUGGCCUUUGCACCGACCUAUGCAGUUCUCUUGACAGGCAGAUGUGUCGCCGGAAUCGGAGUAGGGUUUGCCCUUGUAAUUGCUCCGGUGUACUCAGCCGAGAUCUCUGCCGCCAGUUCCCGUGGUAUUUUAGCUUCUUUACCGGAACUUGGAAUCAGUGUAGGAAUUUUAUCCGGUUAUAUUUCAAAUUACUUUUUCGCAAGUUUACCCUUAAACAUAGGUUGGAGGGUAAUGUUUGCAAUCGCAACUAUCCCUUCUCUAGGGUUAGCUAUUGGCAUUCUGGGAAUGCCAGAGUCCCCAAGAUGGCUUGUCAUGCAAGGCCGUCUUGGGGACGCUAAACGCGUCUUGUUAAAAGUGUCAAACACCAAAGAACAAGUAGAAUCUCGGUUGCAAGAUAUCAAGCUUGCAGCCGGGAUAGAUCCUGACUGUACUGACGAUUUUGUCAGACUGAAACAUAAUACGCGUGGUCAAGGCGUAUGGAAAGAAUUACUACUAAGACCAACGCCGCCUGUCCGAUGGAUGUUACUAGCUGCCAUUGGGAUCCAUUUCUUUGAACAUGCAACCGGGAUUGAAGCCGUGGUCUUAUAUAGCCCACGGAUUUUCAAGAAAGCCGGGGUUACAACCAAGAAGAAACUCUUAUUAGCAACCAUAGGAGUCGGUGUCACGAAGUUAAUUUUUAUAUUUUCGUCCACGUUCUUUAUUGAUAGAUCCGGAAGACGAAAACUUCUACAAAUAAGUGUUGGAGGGAUGAUUGUUGCCUUAUUAGGGUUAGGGUUUGCUUUAACCAUAGUGCAUCAAUCUCAUGACCAAAAGGUAGUUUGGGCACUUUGGUUAAGUAUAGCUACAUGUUAUCUAUAUGUAAUGUUUUUCUCAAUAGGGCUUGCACCAGUUACAUGGGUUUAUAGUAGUGAGAUAUUUCCACUAAAGUUAAGGGCACAAGGGGCAAGUAUUGGGGUGGCUGUGAAUAGGGCAACCAAUGCAACUGUGUCAAUGACAUUUUUAUCCCUCGUAAAUGCAAUCACCAUUGGUGGGGCAUUCUUCUUGUUUGCUGAGAUGGAAGAAGUUUUCACAAGAAGCAAGAAAUCAAGAAAUGUAGACACGGAGUUGCAGAGUCAAAAUAGUGUUGUUCGAGUGCCAUAA
Molecule: messenger RNA, 1565 nt
Organism: Lactuca saligna
Lineage: Eukaryota; Viridiplantae; Streptophyta; Magnoliopsida; Asterales; Asteraceae
Source: the annotation of a GenBank genome assembly